Cuscuta campestris is the source of this 2106-nucleotide messenger RNA. The record is from the annotation of a GenBank genome assembly. NCBI's taxonomy places the organism in Eukaryota, Viridiplantae, Streptophyta, Magnoliopsida, Solanales, Convolvulaceae.
AAACAAGUGGUAUACUCCAGAGCAAUCUAAUAGACAAUACUUGUUCAUCAUUUUCUCCAAAAUCUCUUCCAUUUCAUACACAAAAAACCAGUUUUAGUUACAGAGAAGAAGGGAGGAGGAAGAAGAAGAAGAAUAAGCCAUGGAUCAGUUAAAACCAAGCCCACCAAAUUCCAGCCCACUAACCCCUCUCACCUUCUUGGAGAGAACCGCCACCAUCUACGGCGACUCCACCUCCCUUAUCUACAACUCCGCCGUCUACACCUGGUCCGCCACCCAUCUCCGGUGCCUCCGCCUCGCUUCCGCCAUCGCCUCCCUCGGAAUCCGCCGAGGUCAGGUGGUCUCUGUUCUCGCGCCCAACAUCCCUGCUACGUACGAGCUCAAUUUCGCCGCCCCCAUGGCCGGAGCCGUCCUCAACUCCGUCAACCUCCGCCUCGACGCCCGGACCGUCUCCGUGCUCCUCCGCCACUGCGAGUCAAAGCUGGUGUUCGUUGACUGCCUCUCCGUCGCUCUCAUCCGCGAUGCUCUGUCCAUGUUUCCGCCGGAAUCGCCGCGCCCUCUCUUGGUCCUAAUCGAAGACGGCGAGUUCCCGGUGACCGGCCGGCGGGAUGAAUUCGUUGACACCUACGAGGGUAUGAUCGAGAAAGGAGACCCCGGGUUCAAUUGGAUCCGGCCGGAGAGCGAGUGGGAUCCGAUUGUCCUGAAUUAUACCUCCGGGACGACCUCCGCCCCAAAGGGGGCGGUGCACAGUCACCGGGGAGCUUUCAUCGUGGCGGCGGACUCCCUGAGCGAAUGGGGGGUGCCGAAAGAGCCCGUGUACCUCUGGACGCUAGCAAUGUUUCACGCCAACGGCUGGAGCUACACCUGGGGGAUGGCGGCGGUGGGGGCCACCAACGUCUGUCUCCGGAAAUUCGACUCGGCCGUCAUCUACGCCGCCAUUCGAAACCACAAUGUGACGCACAUGUGCGGCGCGCCGGUGGUGCUCAACAUGCUAUCGAGCUCGCCGGACCAAAAACCCCUGUCUCGCCCUGUUCACAUCAUGACCGCCGGAGCGCCGCCACCGGCGGCGGUGCUGUUGAGAACGGAAUCCCUCGGGUUUAUCGUCACCCACGGGUAUGGACUCACCGAAACUGGCGGUCUGGUAGUCUCCUGCACCUGGAAGAAGAAAUGGAACAGGUUCCCGGCGGAGGAGAGGGCAAAAUUGAAGUCAAGACAAGGGGUGAGAACCAUCGGAAUGACGGAAGUCGGGGUGGUGGAUCCCGACUCCGGCAUUAUGGUUAAGCGAGAUGGAAAAUCCCUCGGAGAAGUCGUUUUACGGGGCGGGGCCAUCAUGCUCGGUUACCUAAAAGACCCCGAAGGAACCUCGAUGUGCAUGAAAAACGGGUGGUUCUACACAGGGGACGUCGGGGUGAUGCACCCCGACGGGUACCUGGAAGUCAAAGACCGGUCAAAGGACGUGAUCAUCAGCGGCGGAGAGAAUCUGAGCAGUGUGGAGGUGGAGUCGGUGUUGUACGCCCACCCGGCGGUCAACGAGGCCGCGGUGGUGGCCCGUCCAGACGAGUUCUGGGGCGAGACGCCUUGCGCUUUUGUGAGCAUCAAGGCGGGAGUGAAGAAGAAGCCCACGGAGAAAGAGAUCGUGGCAUUCUGUAGAGACAGAAUGCCACAUUAUAUGGUCCCGAAAACAGUAGUGUUUCGGGACGAUCUCCCCAAGACGUCUACGGGGAAGAUUCAGAAGUUUGUUCUUAGGGAGAUGGCCAAAGCCAUGGGCAACUCCAGGUUGAGCAAAAUUUGAAGUUAAGUGUCCGAUGUUAAUCCAUGGCUGUUUUUUCUUUACUCAAUGAUAUACCUUCGUCUCAUAAUUUUCUACAAUUUCAUUUUAUUAAAAAUUAAACUUCUUAUACACUGACCGCCGUUUGGAUGAAGAGAAAUUGGAAGGAAAGAAAAGAGAUGGAGAGAAAACACAAUUUAUUAUGUAUUUUUUCUUGUUUGGUUGCAAUAGAAAAUUGGGGAAGGAAAGAAGAAGUAAGGCGGGAAGAUGAAAAAUUUUCUUUCCCCUCCUAGGCGAGAAAACUCCAGUGUUGGAGAGAAAAUUAAAUAAAUUACACAUUU